AUGUACUCAUCAUUCUUGGCCAUUCCGGCCGCCAGCCUGAUAUUCUUGAAUUCUCUGGGAGCGGCUCGAAAAAAUCUCAUCCUUGACACGGACCUAUUCAGUGACUGCGAUGACGCUGCUGCAUUACUCCUGGCAGCGACCUCGCCAGACAUAAGACUAUUGGCUGUCAAUGUCAAUUCGCCUUCAUUGUACUCUACCAUUGCCACUUCUGCAAUUUUAGCGCACUAUGGUCAAGCAAACAUCCCCAUAGGGGCCCGACGACCUCAGACAAACGACACGUUUUUCGACUCUUGGGGGUUUGAAUUCGGCGAGUUUACCAGCAAGAUUGCUUACCAUUGGUCUGGUGGCUCUCUUCCUUGGGGCCAGGCUCACCGCGCUUGGGACCCUGUUGACCUUUACCGUAAGACACUUGCGGCUUCAGAGGACGGCAGCGUGACCGUUGUGUCUCUCGGAUUUUUCGCCAACCUCGCUGCUCUGCUUGACUCGCCUGCCGACGGGUACUCUGAACUCACAGGGCCGGAGUUGCUUUCCGCCAAGGUGUCGGAAUUGGUCAUCAUGGGAGGGGUAUAUCCGAGCGGGCGCGAAUUCAACUUCUGGGGCGACGAUCCAUUGGCUACGGCGCAUGUCGUCAACGACUUUACGGGCCGCAUGGUCUUUUCUGGCUUUGAGCUUGGCCAAAACGUCACGUCGGGAUUGCGUCUCAUGGCUAACGGCCCUGUAGGCGAUCCGGUGAGAGCCGCCUACAUUUACUACACUCACGGUCAACCACAUCAGUCAUGGGAUCCUAUUUCUGUACUCUAUGCCAUUCGAGGCUUGGGUGACAUAUUUGAGUACGGCAACGACAAUGGCUAUAACCAUGUGCAUGCCAACGGUUCGAAUACGUGGAUUCAUGAUGAUCGCAUACGAAAUCAACAUUGGCUGAAACUCAAGGCGAACAACGAGACGGUCGGUGACGAGCUGGACCGACUCUACCUGCAGGCUGCAUGGGUCGCGGCUAGUCCGGUUGCAAAGGCUGACCUUCUAUGGGUGCCACACCUGCCUCGUCAUCCGAAAGCCGAGUUGUGA
Messenger RNA from Verticillium alfalfae VaMs.102, 1065 nucleotides. Its product is annotated as inosine/uridine-preferring nucleoside hydrolase. Gene Ontology annotation, molecular function: hydrolase activity, hydrolyzing N-glycosyl compounds. The record is from RefSeq and is a predicted model, not a curated record. Bases 1 to 1065 code for a protein of 354 amino acids. The transcript has 2 exons. NCBI's taxonomy places the organism in Eukaryota, Fungi, Ascomycota, Sordariomycetes, Glomerellales, Plectosphaerellaceae.